Rotaria socialis is the source of this 922-nucleotide messenger RNA. The record is from the annotation of a GenBank genome assembly. Lineage: Eukaryota; Metazoa; Rotifera; Eurotatoria; Philodinida; Philodinidae.
AUGGAAAGAUGUCUAGAUAGUUUCGAUGAUCUAAGUUCCGAAAAAGAAACGAAUGGAAAAUGGUCAAGUAUUACUGUAGCUUUUGGUGCUACCAACACUAUUGGUGAGAUACCAGUUGUUGAAAAGCUACUCAUGACUACUACUGAUUAUUCUUUCGUUGUGAUUGAUCAAGUGCAAAAUGAUAUUCGUGAAACUACCGUAGGAGACCCGAAAAAGAAUUCGAAGAUGCACAAGAGUAGGAAGGCUCAUUUAAUUGAAUCGACUAAACGAGUUGAUCAUCUUCCAAAGUUAUUUUACAUCCCUAAUAUUUAUCGAUAUUAUUCUAAUAUCUAUCUAUUUCGAGCAAAUGUCCUUCGAUUGUAUAUCUAUAAUAGAAUUACACAUAGGGUGUGGGAAACUCUAUUAUAUAAAACGAGAAAAAAGUUUACUAAACGUCUACAAACGAAUCUUUUCGGGAAAAAUAGUUACAUAGAAUGUUUUCGAGUUCAUCGAUAAUAAACACUCAUGUUACUUGGUUCGUUUUAUUUUUUUGUUGUAGUUUUGUUUUCGUUUAUACACUGUUGUUGUUAUUUGUCUACCUUUUCUACCAGUUUAUGUUACUUGUGUUGGUGUAUCUAUCUGACUUUCUUGUCUUCUUCAGCUUCGUAUUAUAUAUAGGGGUGGCACUUUACCUUUACUUUACUAGUAACUACGUAACUACAAUAGUUACUUAGUUACUAAUAAAAGUAACUACAAUAGUUACGUAGUUACUUGUAAAUGGUAACUACUAUAGUUAAGUAGUUACUUGUAAAAGUAACUAUCAUAGUUACGUAGUUACUUGUAAAUGGUAACUACUGUAGUUACAUAGUUACUUUUAACAAAGUAACUACUAAAAUAUUAGUUUGGAGUAAAUACAUUAGUAAGACAUUUAGAGUCUGCUGGG